Messenger RNA from Striga asiatica, 552 nucleotides. The record is from the annotation of a GenBank genome assembly. Lineage: Eukaryota; Viridiplantae; Streptophyta; Magnoliopsida; Lamiales; Orobanchaceae.
AUGCCAACAUACGACGUCGCUUUGUCGCUCACCGCCGUCAAGCAUUACCCUCCAAUGGCUUCUCUGUAUUGCCGGGCUCCAGAGCUGUACCCGUCAUCUACUUCCCUCAAUUUUGGUCUUUGGAGAGGCAGCAGAAAGCAAAAGGCUUCGAGACUAAAAGCAAACUUGUGGGAGUCCAUUAGAUCAGGUAUUUUGAAGAAAGACACAGCACAGGUUAUAGAGGCACCUCCGAGUGCUGAAGAAGCGGGAGAGCCCUUGCCCGAGGAAUUUGUCCUCGUUGAGAGGAUGAGAGCUGAUGGAAUGGUUGAACAAAUCAUAUUCUCUUCCGGUGGGAAUAUUGACGUGUAUGAUCUCCAAGCUUUAUGCGAUAAGGUUGGUUGGCCUCGGAGGCCACUGUCAAAGCUGGCAGAAGCUCUAAGAAAUAGCUACAUAGUUGCUACUUUGCAUUCCGUAGAGAAAUCAGCUGGAGAAGUUGUGGAUUUCUAUCGGAAUCUAGGUUUUGAGCCUGACCCUGACGGCAUUAAAGGCAUGUUUUGGUAUCCAAAGUAUUAA